This is a messenger RNA of Cotesia congregata, 1032 nucleotides long. Lineage: Eukaryota; Metazoa; Arthropoda; Insecta; Hymenoptera; Braconidae. The record is from the annotation of a GenBank genome assembly.
UUUAUAUCAGCAUUGAGAUCAAGCACCCUGAAAAUAAUCGAUCUUAGCAGACCGAUUCCUCAGAGUAAUAAUUAUUUAGACAGCGAAUAUUUUGCUAGAAUUAUUGGUUCAAUGCUCAAAAUCAACACAAGUUUAACAGAAUUACAUCUACAGAAAUAUAAUUUCUCGUGUCAUGACAUUGAAUUAAUGCUAAUUGAUGCUCAAUUCAACAAAACUUUACAGUUAAUUGAUCUAGGGUGCAACAAUAUUGGCGAUCAUGGGCUCGAAUCGAUUUGCAAUUGGAUUCGUGGGAAACCAGCACUUUCUGGGCUAAUACUUUCUCAUAAUAUUAUUACAGACAUAGGAGCUAGAGCUCUUAGCUUUGUUUUACCUUUUUCAAGGAUCAUCUUAUUAGACGUUUCUUAUAACAAAAUAAAAGAUAAUGGGAUUAGAGACAUUUUAAAUAUAAUUAAUGAGAGUACUUCUAUCAGAUAUUUAAGAAUAUAUGGCAAUACAAUAUCAUCUUCAGCAGAAAUUAUUGAAAGAAUCUUAAAGUCUGGAGUAUUGGAGCUAGAUAAUCUCGACGUAAAACCUUACAAAGUUGACGGUAAAUUUUACGCAGCUCAUUAUCCAGCUGACCAUUACAAACAAAGAUAUUACAAUGUUUCUCAGUCAAAUUUAUACUCUCAAAACCCAACAAUUUUUGCGUACGUCGACGCGCCGGCAAUUAAGCCGAAACAAACUCAUGAAGCUCUGAAUUGUGGUCAAGAAUUGAUUGAAUACCGUAAAGGUUCUAAAGAGUCUAGUAACAGUGAUGAUUCUUCAGAGAGUUUGGAAUCUCAAUCUGAGAACAAUUAUUGCUACUGUGCAUCGGAGGAUAAGUCAUUGAGUGAAUCGUCAACUGAUUGGUACAAAGUUAAAGACAGUAGAAUGCAAAAAGUCAUGCUGAUUUUAGAUAAAGUGGAUUAUGAUCUGAGAAAUUAUAUUUUAAGCCGGAUGAAUACUGAUAUUCAACUAGAACAAGCUAUUGAUUAUUUGAAUAAAGAUAAUUGA